CUUUUUUUCAAAUCUCAAAGCAUCCCAACUCGUGGAAUCCCCAAUUUAUAUCGCAGCGACCGCCUAAGUUUAGAGUCACUGAUCUGAAACAAUGACGAGGGAAGAAGUUAAAGCUGUAGUGGACGAAAUGGAGAUUGAUGGAGUUGAACAAAGGGAAGGGAAUGCGGUUCCUGAGGGAUUCAAUGCUAAUUAUCUCAAAGUUUAUUACGGUAAUCAAUUUUCAAGCAAUAUUUUAGCAAAUUUUAGUCGAGGUCGAAAUUAUGCUUGUUUUUUUUGCUGAAAAGGGGAAUUUAUUUGAUCCAAGGAAGCUAUUUCCUCAUGCUGAUAUGUUUAAAUGGAUGUCAUACGGAAAUGGUGAGUGUUCUUUCUUUUUUCCAUCUUCAAUAAAACAAUUGACUCAAUCAAUUUAAGAAAGGGUAAGGCAUAGUGGAAAGGAGCAGAGGAAUAAGGUUGGUCUUGAGUCUUGACCCAUUACAUGAGUAUGAUGCCUUCGAUGGUAAAGGUUGAUUUGAACAUAUAUAAUAUAUUUUGUGAUUUGUAUCUGAUUUUUUUGGUCUCUCCUUUAUAUGUUCAGCUAAGGGUUCUGUUAAUUGUGCAAAAACUUUUACAACAUGCACCCGACUUUAUUUUCAGGGCGGAGAGUAACGGAACGGAAAUUAAAAACGCAAUAGCAAACUACUUGACAUAUGAAUCUUCUCCAAAAUCUUUUGUUGGAUUACACAAAAUAGUGACUAACAUACAAAUUUCAGAGUUGACGAAAAAUCUGCAACUGAAUGAGAAAAAAUAUUUUUGGAUUGAGGCGGCAAUAAAAAUAACUGAUACUCUCCAGAAUUUUUAUUACAUGUCAUGUGACGCAUGUCAUAAAAAAAUAAAUUUAUACAAUCGCGAUGAAAGAAUCAUAUGUGACAAGCCAAUAUGCGGCCAAGAAGGAUUUCCUACACCACGUGCUAUAGCAUAUGUUGAACUUGAUAACAAUACAAAGAGCCUAUCUGCUGUCAUGUUCGCAGAUAUUGUGGAAAAAAUAUUUUCGUGUAUUACUGCCCAACUAAUGAAAUAUACUGCAGAGGAACACCGCUGCUUUGUUGACACUACCAUAUUCAAUUUAUCAAAGAAAAAAUGGACAAUCCAGAUAUAUGCGGACCCGACUAGAAUGAAAAGUGCAAAAUACAAAAAUUACACUAUUGUCUCUAUCGAAGCAAAUGAAGAUUGAAAUCCACCAAUGACUAUCAUUAGUUUUCUUAUCUACAAUUUUUAGACUAAUGCUAUCUUCAAUUAUUAACAAUUUAGAGAUUGAUUUUUAAUUUUCUUUUUAUCUUACACCCAUUUAAGUAAUGUUUCUUUAAGUAUUGGAACAUCAAUUUUUAUUUUAUCUUUGAAAUAACUUAAGAACAUAUUUCAAUCAUCAAGCUUUUUUAAACACUAAUAUAUUGCAUUCGGUAUUCACUUUUGAUUGACAACAUUAUAAACUAUAAUAUUUAGAUACACAUAAUAAUAAUCUCACCUAAUAAUUAAUAAUAUUUUUUCUUUAAUUUUUAAUUGUAUCACUUUCAAAUAA
Messenger RNA from Cannabis sativa, 1555 nucleotides. RefSeq lists its product as uncharacterized. Lineage: Eukaryota; Viridiplantae; Streptophyta; Magnoliopsida; Rosales; Cannabaceae. The transcript is spliced from 6 exons. The record is from RefSeq and is a predicted model, not a curated record. The coding region runs from base 476 to 1210 and encodes 244 amino acids.